Pungitius pungitius (ninespine stickleback) is the source of this 725-nucleotide messenger RNA. Its product is annotated as ensconsin. Lineage: Eukaryota; Metazoa; Chordata; Actinopteri; Perciformes; Gasterosteidae. The transcript is spliced from 6 exons. Bases 135 to 542 code for a protein of 135 amino acids. The record is from RefSeq and is a predicted model, not a curated record.
GGACGCAGGGCGGAUCCGUGGUUAUGAUGUCAUUUUACAGACACAGAACACAAGCAGAGACAAGCAACAGGUAUUGAUCAUCUCAGCGGACACUGGUUUGACAGUGUGGACCUACAUACCUGUCUUGGAUCAACAUGACUCACAUUAAAACGUUUCAAGACAUUACCAUGUCAAAGUCAAUGAGAGGUUUGUGUAAAGAGGAAGACUACACGUUUCUGGCAAUGACAGAAAAGAGCACAGAAGGAACUGUUGAAGGAGCUCUGGAGGAGGACUGCAGAGCAAGAAAGGAGGACAGGGUCCGCCGGCGACUGGAGAGAGAGCAACGGGAAAAAGAGAGACUCCGAGAAGUAGAGGAGAUCAAGAAGGAGAAAGAGCAGCAGUGGCGGACUCAUGUAGAAAAACUGACCUCCAACCAAGAGAAGAAUCUGCAAGACAGACUGAAAAGGCUCAGGAGAUUCAGGGACUUCCAGAGGAAGGUGCUGGUGGAGGAGUCGGGGACGGAGGGCCGACUCACGGUCAACCAGCUUCUCACUAGAAUGUAGACUAUUGACAAGUGUGCUUUUUUUUCUGUAGCACUUUAACAUCAUUAAAUGAGCACUUAGUCAACUGAGACAUUGGUGUGAUGGAUGUAAAUGAAUAAGAUAAUGUCUGAAUAAUUUGAGUUUUCUGCCCCCCCUGAAAAAGAUCUGAGAAAGAUUGCCCCAUUGUCAAACAAUCUAACAAUA